Messenger RNA from Ostrinia furnacalis (Asian corn borer), 580 nucleotides. RefSeq lists its product as uncharacterized. NCBI's taxonomy places the organism in Eukaryota, Metazoa, Arthropoda, Insecta, Lepidoptera, Crambidae. The transcript has 2 exons. The record is from RefSeq and is a predicted model, not a curated record. The coding region runs from base 156 to 557 and encodes 133 amino acids.
UUUAUGAACACGUGCUGAGUAUUAUGUAGGUCGUCAGUGACGACAAUAUUAAUUAUAAACUCAGCAAAAUGUGAUUGAUUCCUCAGUUCGAUUAUUUUUUUUACCAUUCACACAUUUUCUCUGACGGAAGUUGGACGAUAGCUUCUAUUUUUAUAAUGGCUCAAUCUCCUGACAUCAUGUUGUCCCAAUACGCUCAAGAUCCGCUAGAGGGAUUUACACAAGAGUUUCCAGAGCUGAGUUCAAGACUACACGCGCACGCCUGUCUUCAAAGAAAAGUGAAAAAGCCUAAACAUCAAAAAGGCGUUUCAAAAAGAAGACUAGGACCGACGAAAUCCUAUGUGAUACGAAAAAACCAGAAAGGAAAGAGGCUCAUCAAAAUAGAAAUAGUUGACUUAAGUGAAAUGGGUUCGGCUUCAUCCUCAGAAAUCGAAGAUCAAGAGGAUAAUGUGCUGCUAAGCGCACAAUACAUGAUCCAAGAUUCAUACGAUGAGAUCAUGGACCUCACCGACAAUCUAGUGCAAAAAAUAUCAAAAAAACUUUGUGGUGACAACUUUUAGUGUUUUUUUUUUAAAAGUGUUAG